This is a messenger RNA of Solanum tuberosum (potato), 983 nucleotides long. RefSeq names its product ADP-ribosylation factor-like protein 5. The transcript has 2 exons. Bases 206 to 757 code for a protein of 183 amino acids. Gene Ontology annotation, molecular function: GTPase activity; GTP binding. NCBI's taxonomy places the organism in Eukaryota, Viridiplantae, Streptophyta, Magnoliopsida, Solanales, Solanaceae. The record is from RefSeq and is a predicted model, not a curated record.
UAUUCUUUUUGAAUAUUUUUCUCUAAAAAAAAUUCCAAUUUCUUCGUCAAAAAGGCAAUUGUCAUAUAAAAAAUUCGAUUAUUCAUCUUCGACCGAAUUUUUCACCGUCGAUUCUAGUUCCGAUAAUUGACGAUUUCAUCGAAAUCGGAAAUUCGAAUCAAUCAACUUUGAUCGGUUUUUGUUUUAGAUCAGAUCUGUAAAAGUCAUGGGAGGUUUCGUAUCGAGAUUCUGGUUCAUGAUGUUUCCAGCGAAAGAGUACAAGAUCAUUGUUGUUGGAUUGGAUAAUGCUGGAAAAACGACGACGCUUUAUAAGUUGCAUCUGGGUGAGGUGGUUACUACCAACCCUACUGUUGGUAGUAAUGUUGAGGAGCUUGUUUAUAAGAACAUUCGAUUUGAGGUCUGGGAUCUUGGUGGGCAAGAAAGACUGAGGACAUCAUGGGCAACUUACUAUCGUGGAACUCAUGCUGUCAUCGUAGUUAUCGAUAGCAGUGACAGAGCCCGUAUUUCCACUAUGAAAGACGAGCUGUUCAGGUUGCUCCCACACGAGGAACUGCAAAAUGCAGUUGUACUAGUCUUUGCAAACAAACAGGAUCUUAAAGAUGCCAUGACCCCUGCAGAGAUAACUGAUGCACUUUCCCUUCAUAGCAUCAAGAACCACGAUUGGCAUAUACAAGCCUGCAGUGCCCUGACUGGUGACGGUUUAUACGAUGGUUUAGGAUGGAUUGCACAGAAAGUUCCUGGCAAAACACCAACCUAGACGUCGUUAGACAAAGGGAAUUGUUCUUUUUCUGUAUUCACAGAACUAAUAUGAAACUCCACGCCCUUGCUGUAAGUUUUUAUGUGUAGUUCAUACUCUUUACCAUAUACAUUUCCUUGAAGAGCUACUGGUUUUGGUACAUCUGAACCUUUUCUAAUAGCUGUGACAAUCGACUCCUGCAAGGAUAUACAAGAUUUGAAUAUUCUGCAUUGCAAAGUUUAUAUCA